AUGAAAAUAAUGCAAGGGUUUGCCGAUUUUCACGACACCUUUUGCGAAGUCUUGGUGGAGGGUCUUGGAAGAUUCCCAAGAACUAUGAGUUUUACGAAAGAAGGUGCAUUAGGUAAACAGAGUUUAUCUUCUUCCAAAAGGGUCAAAUGUAUAAUUGUCCCAGAAGAAACGCAUCAAUUCAAUCAAAUGUUUAUCUUGAAGUUGAGAAACUUUAAAAAGAGAAGUUUAAGUGGUUUGAAAACCCACCUCGUUGGUAGAGAGGACUCCAGGUGGAAGCGCAGGCAGCAUUGCAAAUCUCUCGGUGAAUUUUCACUAUUACAAAACAAUUUUUCUUUAGAAGCCAAGAAAAUCCAGGUCCAUCCACUUCCAAUUUUACCACGUUUUUGUUUCCUAAUUUCUGAUCUUUUGUGGAAGCUUGACAAUUUUCGUUGUAUAUUUCCACUGCAAGAGAUAAGUAAACGUCCUCCUUGUCAGAUAUACAUUACAGAGCAAAAUUUUUAUCCUGAAAUGCGUCAGUUUAAGGCUAAAAUGCAGUCAUCUUCUACAAAUAAAACCAUACACUGUGCUCUAACAGAAUUAACACAAACACUGUUGAACAUUUUCUUUCGUGACAGCAGUAAAAUUGACAGAAAAAUGGGGACCACUCUUAUAAGUAUAAGUUUUGUUGGCUUUUCAAUAUUUGAUAUUUUAAGUACUGGACCAAAAUUUAAAUUAUUAUGUGCCAGGAGUGAACAACCAAGAGUAAUAUCAUUUUAA
Molecule: messenger RNA, 756 nt
Organism: Echinococcus granulosus
Lineage: Eukaryota; Metazoa; Platyhelminthes; Cestoda; Cyclophyllidea; Taeniidae
Exons: 6
Coding region: 1-756 (251 amino acids)
Source: RefSeq, a predicted model, not a curated record